AUGGGGAAGAGUAAAGCGAAGGUUGUCCCUCAGGAGAGGAGGGACUUCAGGUCGGACCGCUUUAGCAGCAGUAACAGGCUGAGAAGAGAUUACAUGGAACAGUCCGAACCUACUGGGGCUCAGGUAGUCCAUGCUGUGUUCCGAGAACCAUUGCACAAGAUCCUGGAGAAGGUGAAGUGCGAACCUUUCUUUCAGUGGCCGAACAGGAUGGCGGGCGACCCUUUAAAACGCAAUCAGAAUCUGUACUGCGCGUACCACCAGGAGCCAGGUCACACCACCGACGAUUGCAGGAAUCUGAAAAACCAUUUGGAUCGGCUUGUUCGAGAAGGAAAGUUGAGGCAUCUAUUGCACCGCCCUGAACAGUCAAAUGUCGAGACCAGACAAGGCACGUUGAGGCCACCCAUUGGCACAAUAAAUGUCAUUCUUGCCGCACCUGGGAGGACCGGUCCAAGCCCUUUCAGAGUAAUGUCAGUGGGCAGGUUCCCGUCGGGGCCAGACGAAAGGGAAUCCAAGAGAGCCAAAGUGAGUGCCACGCUAUUAAUCGGGUUCACAGAGGAAGACAAGCAAGGAACUAUUCAACCCCACGACGAUGCCCUAGUCGUCACGCUCAGAAUAGGAGGUUAUGACGUGAAAAGGGAAGACCUGUCGCCAUACGAUUCCCCCCUGGUCAGCUUUGAAGGAAAAAUCAUCAUCCCGAAAGGCAUGAUUAGGCUGCCUCUGCAAACGGAUUCAGACGUGGUAGAAGUGAACUUCAUUGUCGUAGAUGCAUACUCCCUCUACACAGCUAUUGUGGCCCGGCCAUGGCUUCAUGCACCGGGGGCUGUGCCGUCAACCUUGCACCAAAAAUUGAAUAUCUGUCAGGAGGUCAAAUCAAAGAAAUAA
Molecule: messenger RNA, 882 nt
Organism: Quercus lobata
Lineage: Eukaryota; Viridiplantae; Streptophyta; Magnoliopsida; Fagales; Fagaceae
Exons: 2
Coding region: 1-882 (293 amino acids)
Source: RefSeq, a predicted model, not a curated record